AUGGACGUGGUCGUGGACGUGGACGUGGACGUGGACGUGGACCUGGACGUGAACGUUGACGUGGACGUGGUCGUCGACGUGGUCGAGGACGUGGACGUGGACGUGGACGUGAACGUGGACGUGGUCGUGGACGUAGACGUGGACGUGGUUGUGGACGUGGAGGUGGACGUGGUCGUGGACGUGGUCGUGGUCGUGGACGUGGACGUGGACGAGGACGUGGACUUGGACGUGGUCGUGGACGUGGACGUGGACGUGGACGUGGACGUGGACCUGGUCAUGGACGUGGACGUGGACGUGGUCGUGGACCUGGACGUGGUCGUGGACGUGGACGUGGACGUGGACCUGGAGGACUUGGACGUGGUCCUGGACGUGGACGUGGACGUGGUCGUGGACGUGGAAGUGGACGUGGACGUGGUCAUCGACGUGGACGUGGACGUGGACGUGGACGUGGUUGUGGACGUGGACGUGGUCGUGGACGUGGACAUGGUCGUGGACGUGGUCAUGGACGUGGACGUGGACGUGGUCCUGGACGUGGACGUGGACGGGGAUGUGGACGUUGUCGUGGACGUGGAUGUGGACGUGGAGGUGGACGUGGACGUGGACGUGGACGUGGUGGUGGACGUGGACGUGGACGUGGACGUGGUUGUGGACGUGGACGUGGUCGUGGACGUGGACAUGGUCGUGGACGUGGUCAUGGACGUGGACGUGGACGUGGUCGUGGACGAGGACGUGGACGUGGAUGUGGACGUUGUCGUGGACGUGGACGUGGAUGUGGACGUGGAUGUGGACGUGGUCGUGGACGAGGACGUGGACGUGGUCAUGGACGUGGAGGUGGACGUGGUCGUUGACGUGGACGUGGACGUGGACUUAGACGUGGACGUGGACUUGGACGUGGACGUGGACUUAGAGGUGGACGUGGUCGUGGACGUGGACGUGGACGUGGUUGUGGACGUGGACGUGGUCGUGGACGUGGACAUGGUGGUGGACGUGGUCAUGGACGUGGACGUGGACGUGGUCGUGGACGUGGACGUGGACGUGGAUGUGGACGUUGUCAUGGACGUGGACGUGGAUGUGGACGUGGAUGUGGACGUGGUCGUGGACGAGGACGUGGACGUGGUCGUGGACGUGGAGGUGGACGUGGUCGUUGACGUGGACGUGGACGUGGACUUAGACGUGGACGUGGACUUGGACGUGGACGUGGACUUAGAGGUGGACGUGGUCGUGGACGUGGACGUGGACGUGGUCGUGGACGUGGACGUGGACGUGGACUUGGAUGUGGACGUGGACGUGGACGUGGACGUGGUCGUGGACGAGGACGUGGACCUGGACGUGGUCGUGGACGUGGACGUGGACGUGGACGUGGUCGUGGACGUGGACCUGGACCUGGACGUGGACGUGGACGUGGAGGACUUGGACGUGGACGUGGACGUGGACGUGGACUUGGACGUGGACGUGGACGUGGACGUGGUCGUGUACGAGGAUGUGGACGUGGACGUGGUCGUGGACGUGGACGUGGACGUGGUCGUGGACGUGGACCUGGACGUGGACCUGGACGUGGACGUGGACGUGGAGGACUUGGACCUGGACGUGGACGUGGACCUGGACGUGGACGUGGUCGUGGACGUGGACGUGGACGUGGACCUGGACGUGGACGUGAACUUGGACGUGGACGUGGACGUGGACGUGGAGGACUUGGACGUGGACGUGGACGUGGACGUGGUCGUGGAUGUGGUCGUGGACGUAGACGUGGACGUGGACGUGGUCGUGGACCUGGACUUGGAUGUGGUCGUGGACGUGGACGUGGACGUGGACGUGGACCUGGACUUGGAUGUGGACGUGGACUUGGACGUGGUCGUGGUCGUGGACGUGGACGUGGACGUGGACGUGGACUUGGACGUGGACUUGGACGUGGACGUGGUCGUGGACGUGGACGUGGACGUGGACACGGACGCGGACGUGGACGUGGACGUGGACGUGGACGUAGACAUGGACGUGGACGUGGAGGACUUGGACGUGGACUUGGACGAGGACGUGGACGUGGACGUGGACGUGGAGGACUUGGACGUGGACGUGGUCGUGGACGUGGACGUGGACGUGGACGUGGACGUGGUCGUGGACGUGGACGUGGACGUGGACGUGGUCGUGGACUUGGACGUGGACGUGGACGUGGACGUGGACGUUGACUUGGACGUAGACGUGGACGUGGACGUGGACGUGAACCUGGACCUGGACGUGGACGUGGACCUGGACGUGGAUGUGGACGUGGACGUGGACCUGGACGUCGACGUGGACGUGGACGUGGACGUGGUCGUGGACGUGGACGCAGACGUGGACUUGGAUGUGGACGUGGACGUGGACGUGGAGCUGGACCUGGACGUGGACGUGGACCUGGACGUGGAUGUGGACGUGGACGUGGACCUGGACGUGGACGUGGACGUGGACGUGGUCGUGGACGUGGACGUGGACGCGGACGUGGACUUGGACGUGGACUUGGACGUGGACUUGGACGUGGACUUGGACUUGGACGUGGUCGUGGACGUGGAGCUGGACGUGGACGUGGACGUGGACGUGGACGUGGACCUGGACGUGGACGUGGACGUGGACGUGGAUGUGGACUUGGACGUGGACGUGGACGUGGGCGUGGACGUGGUUGUGGACGUGGACGUGGACGUGGUCGUGGACGUGGAUGUGGAUGUGGACAUGGACGUGGACUUGGACGUGGACUUGGACGUGGACGUGGACGUGGACGUGGUCGUGGACCUGGACGUGGACUUGGACGUGGACGUGGACGAGGACGUGGUCGUGGACGUGGUCGUGGACCUGGACGUGGACGUGGUCGUGGACCUGGACGUGGUCGUGGACGUGGACGUGGACGUGGACGUGGACGUGGACCUGGACGUGGACGUGGACAUGGACGUGGAUGUGGACGUGGACUUGGACGUGGUUGUGGUCGUGGUCGUGGAAGUGGACGUGGACCUGGACGUGGACCUGGACGUGGACGUGGACGUGGACAUGGAUGUGGACGUGGACGUGGACGUGGACGUGAUCCUGGUCGUGGACGUGGACGUGGACGUGGUCGUGGACUUGGACGUGGACGUGGACGUGGACGUGGACAUGGACGUGGACGUGGACGUGGACAUGGACUUGGACGUUGACUUGGACGUGGACGUGGACGUGGACGUGGAGGACUUGGACGUGGACGUGGUCGUGGACGUGGAUGUGGUCGUGGACGUGGACGUGGACGUGGACUUGGACGUUGACGUGGACGUGGUCGUGGAUGUGGAUGUGGUCGUGGACGUGGACGUGGUCGUGGACGUGGUCGUGGACGUGGACGUGGACGUGGUCGUGGACGUGGACGUGGACGUGGACUUGGACGUGGACGUCGACGUGGUCGUGGUCGUGGACGUGGACGUGGUCGUGGACGUGGACGUGGACUUGGACGUGGAUGUGGUCGUGGACGUGGACGUGGUCGUGGACUUGGACGUGGACGUGGACGUGGUCGUGGACGUGGACGUGGUCGUGGACGUGGACGUGGACUUGGACGUGGACGUGGACGUGGUCGUGGACGUGGACGUGGUCGUGGACGUGGACGUGGACUUGGACGUGGACGUGGACGUGGACCUGGACGUGGACGUGGACGUGGACGUGGUCGUGGACGUGGUCGUGGACGUGGACGUGGACUUGGACGUGGACGUGGACGUGGACGUGGACGUGGACUUGGACGUGGACUUGGACGUGGACGUGGACGUGGACGUUGUCGUGGACGUGGACUUGGACGUGGACGUGGACGUGGACGUGGACGUGGUCGUGGACGUGGACGUGGACGUGGUCGUGGACGUGGUCGUGGACGUGGACGUGGACGUGGACGUGGACAUGGACGUGGACGUGGACGUGGACAUGGACUUGGACGUGGACUUGGACGUGGACGUAGACGUGGACGUGGAGGACUUGGACGUGGACGUGGUCGUGGACGUGGACGUGGUCGUGGACGUGGACGUGGACAUGGACGUAGAGGUGGUCGUGGACGGGGUCGUGGACGUGGACUUGGACGUGGACGUGGACGUCGACGUGGACGUGGACUUGGACGUGGACGUGGACGUGGACGUGGACCUGGACGUGGACAUGGACGUGGACGUGGACGUGGUCGUGGACGUGGACGUGGACGUGGACGUGGUCGUGGUCGUGGACGUGGACGUGGACGUGGACGUGGACGUGGACGUGGACAUGGACGUGGACGUGGACGUGGACGUGGACAUGGACUUGGACGUGGACUUGGACGUGGACGUGGACGUGGACGUGGAGGACUUGGACGUGGACGUGGUCGUGGACGUGGACGUGGUCGUGGACGUGGACGUGGACGCGGACGUAGACGUGGUCGUGGUCGCGGACGUGGACGUGGACGUGGACUUGGACGUGGACGUGGACGUGGACGUGGACGUGGACAUGGUCGUGGAAGUGGACGUGGACGUCGACGUGCACGUGGACAUGGACGUGGACGUGGACGUGGACGUGGACGUGGUCGUGGACGUGGACAUGGUCGUGGACGUGGACGUGGACGUGGGCGUGGUCGUGGACGUGGACGUUGACGUGGACGUGGACGUGGACGUGGUCGUGGACGUGGUCGUGGACGUGGACGUGGACGUGGACGUGGACGUGGACGUGGACAUGGACGUGGACAUGGACAUGGACGUGGACGUGGACGUGGUCGUGGACGUGGACGUGGACGUGGACCUGGUCGUGGACGUGGACGUGGACGUGGAUGGGACGUGGACGUGGAUGGGACUCGUGGACGUGGACGUGGACGUGGACGUGGACAUGGACAUGGUCGUGGACGUGGACGUGGACGUGGACGUGGACAUGGACGUGGACGUGGACGUGGACAUGGACGUGGUCGUGGACGUGGACAUGGUCGUGGACGUGGACGUGGACGUGGUCGUGGACGUGGACGUUGACGUGGACGUGGACGUGGUCGUGGACGUGGAGGACUUGGACGUGGUCGUGGACGUGGACGUGGACAUGGACUUGGACGUGGACGUGGACGUGGACGUGGACGUGGUCGUGGUCGUGGACGUGGACGUGGACGUGGACGUGGACGUGGACGUGGACGUGGACAUGGACGUGGACGUGGACGUGGACGUGGACAUGGACUUGGACGUGGACUUGGACGUGGACGUGGACGUGGACGUGGAGGACUUGGACGUGGACGUGGUCGUGGACGUGGACGUGGUCGUGGUCGUGGACGUGGACGUGGACGUAGACGUGGUCGUGGUCGUGGACGUGGACGUGGACGUGGACUUGGACGUGGACGUGGACGUGGACGUGGACGUGGACAUGGUCGUGGAAGUGGACGUGGACGUCGACGUGGACGUGGACAUGGACGUGGACAUGGACGUGGACGUGGUCGUGGACGUGGACAUGGUCGUGGACGUGGACGUGGACGUGGGCGUGGUCGUGGACGUGGACGUUGACGUGGACGUGGACGUGGACGUGGUCGUGGACGUGGUCGUGGACGUGGACGUGGACGUGGACGUGGACGUGGACAUGGACGUGGACAUGGACAUGGACAUGGACGUGGACGUGGACGUGGUCGUGGACGUGGACGUGGACGUGGACCUGGUCUCGUGGACGUGGACGUGGAUGUGGACGUGGACAUGGACAUGGUCGUGGACGUGGACGGACGUGGACGUGGACAUGGACGUGGACGUGGACGUGGACAUGGACGUGGUCGUGGACGUGGACAUGGUCGUGGACGUGGACGUGGACGUGGUCGUGGACGUGGACGUUGACGUGGACGUGGACGUGGUCGUGGACGUGGAGGACUUGGACGUGGUCGUGGACGUGGACGUGGUCGUGGACGUGGACGUGGACGUGGUCGUGGUCGUGGACGUGGACGUGGACGUGGACGUGGACAUGGACAUGGACAUGGACGUGGACAUGGACGUGGACGUGGACAUGGACGUGGAUAUGGACGUGGACGUGGACGUGGUUGUGGACGUGGAUGUGGACGUGGACAUGGACGUGGACGUGGACGUGGACGUGGACAUGGUCGUGGACGUGGAAGUGGACGUGGACGUGGACGUGGACAUGGACGUGAACGUGGACGUGGACGUGGACGUGGUCGUGGACGUGGACAUGGUCGUGGACGUGGACGUGGACGUGGACGUGGUCGUGGACGUGGACGUUGACGUGGACGUGGUCGUGGACGUGGAGGACUUGGACGUGGAUAUGGACGUGGAUGUGGACGUGGUCGUGGACGUGGACGUGGACGUGGACGUGGUUGUGGACGUGGAUGUGGACAUGGACGUGGUCGUGGUCGUGGACGUGGACGUGGACGUGGUUGUAGACGUGGACGUGGACGUGGAUGUGGAGGACGUGGACGUGGAGGACGUGGACGUGGAGGACGUGGACGUGGACGUGCACGUGGACGUGGACGUGGACGUGGACAUGGUCGUGGACGUGGACGUUGACGUGGACGUGGUCGUGGACGUGGAGGACUUGGACGUGGAUAUGGACAUGGAUGUGGACGUGGUCGUGGACGUGGACGUGGACGUGGACGUGGUCGUGGACGUGGAUGUGGACAUGGACGUGGUCGUGGUCGUGGACGUGGACGUGGACGUGGUUGUAGACAUGGACGUGGACGUGGACGUGGAGGACGUGGACGUGGAGGACGUGGAGGUGGAGGACGUGGACGUGGACGUGGACGUGGUCAUGGACGUGGACGUUGACGUGGACGUGGACGUGGUCGUGGACGUGGAGGACUUGGACGUGGACAUGGACGUGGACGUGGACGUGGACAUGGUCGUGGACGUGGACGUGGACGUGGACGUGGACGUGAACGUGGACAUGGACAUGGACGUGGACGUGGACGUGGACGUGGACGUGGACGUGGACGUGGACAUGGACGUGGACAUGGACAUGGACGAGGACAUGGACGUGGACGUGAUCGUGGACGUGGACGUGGACGUGGACGUGAUCGUGGACGUGGACGUUGACGUGGACGUGGACGUGGACGUGGUCGUGGACGUGGAGGACUUGGACGUGGACAUGGACGUUGACGUGGACGUGGACGUGGACGUGGACAUGGUCGUGGACGUGGACGUGGACGUGGACGUGGACAUGGACAUGGACGUGGACGUGGACGUGGACGUGGACAUGGUCGUGGACGUGGACGUGGACGUGGACAUGGACGUGGACGUGGACGUGGACGUGGACAUGGACGACGUGGACGUGGACGUGAUCGUGGACGUCGACGUUGACGUUGACGUGGACGUGGACGUCGACGUGGACGUGGACGUGGACGUGGACAUGGACGUUGACGUGGACGUGGACGUGGACGAGGACGUGGACGUGGACGUGGACGUGGACGUCGACGUGGACGUGGACGUGGACGUGGACAUGGACGUGGACGUGGACGUGGACGUGGACGAGGACAUGGACAUGGACAUGGACGUGGACGAGGACGUGGACGUGGACGUGAUCGUGGACGUGGACGUGGACGUUGACGUGGACGUGGACGUGGACGUGGUCGUGGACGUGGAGGACUUGGACGUGGACAUGGACGUUGACGUGGACGUGGACGUGGACGUGGACAUGGUCGUGGACGAGGACGUGGACGUGGACGUGGACAUGGACAUGGACGUGGACGUGGACGUGGACGUGGACAUGGUCGUGGACGUGGACGUGGACGUGGACAUGGACGUGGACGUGGACGUGGACGUGGACGUGGACAUGGACGUGGACGUGGACGUGGACCUGGACGUGGACGUGGACGUGGACGCGGACGUGGACAUGGACGUGGAUGUGGACGUGGACGCGGUCGUGGACGUGGACGUGGACGUGGACGUGGACGCGGUCGUGGACGUGGACGUGGACGUGGACUUGGAUGUGGACGAGGACAUGGACGUGGACGUGGACGUGGACAUGGACGUGGACAUGGACGUGGACGAGGACGUGGAUGUGGACGUGAUCGUGGACGUGGACGUUGACGUUGACGUGGACGUGGACGUGGACGUGGACGUGGAGGACUUGGACGUGGACAUGGACGUUGACGUGGACGUGGACGUGGACGUCGACGUGGACAUGGUCGUGGACGAGGACGUGGACAUGGACAUGGACGUGGACGUGGACGUGGACGUGGACAUGGACGUCGACGUGGACGUGGACGUGGACGUGGACGUGGAGGUGGACGUGGAGGUGGACGUGGACAUGGACGUGGACGUGGACGUGGUCGUGGACGUGGACGUGGACGUGGACGUGGACAUGGACGUGGACGUCGACGUGGACGUGGACAUGGACGUGGACAUGGUCGUGGACGUGAACGUGGACGUGGAGGUGGACGUGGAGGACUUGGACAUGGACAUGGACGUGGACGUGGACGUGGACGUGGACGUGGACGUGGACAUGGACGUGGACGUGGACGUGGACGUGGACGUGGACAUGGACGUGGACGUGGACGUGGACGUGGACGUGGACAUGGACGUGGUCGUGGACGUGGACGUGGACGUGGACGUGGACGUGGACAUGGACGUGGACGUGGACGUGGACGUGGACGUGGACGUGAACAUGGACGUGGACGUGGACGUGGACGUGGAGGACGUGGACGUGGACGUGGACUUGGACGUGGACGUGGACGUGGACCUGGACGUGGACGUGGACGUGGACGUGGACGUGGACCUGGACCUGGACUUGGACGUGGACGUGGACGUGGACUUGGACGUGGACAUGGACGUUGACGUGUACGUGGACGUGGACGUCGACGUGGACAUGGUCGUGGACGAGGACGUGGACAUGGACAUGGACGUGGACGUGGACGUGGACGUGGACGUGGACAUGGACGUCGACGUGGACGUGGACGUGGACGUGGACGUGGACGUGGACGUGGAGGUGGACGUGGACGUGGACGUGGACGUGGACGUGGUCGUGGACGUGGACGUGGACGUGGACGUGGACGUGGACAUGGAUGUGGACGUGGACGUGGACAUGGUCGUGGACGUGAACGUGGACGUAGAGGUGGACGUGGAGGACUUGGACAUGGACAUGGACGUGGACGUGGACGUGGACGUGGACGUGGACGUGGACAUGGACGUGGACGUGGACGUGGACGUGGACGUGGACAUGGACGUGGACGUGGACGUGGACGUGGACGUGGACGUGGACGUGGUCGUGGACGUGGACGUGGACGUGGACAUGGACGUGGACGUGGACGUGGACGUGGACGUGGACGUGAACAUGGACGUGGACGUGGAGGACGUGGACGUGGACGUGGACUUGGACGUGGACGUGGACGUGGACCUGGACGUGGACGUGGACGUGGACGUGGACGUGGACCUGGACCUGGACUUGGACGUGGACGUGGACGUGGACUUGGACGUGGACGUGGACGUGGUCGUGGACGUGGUCAUGGACGUGGAGGACUUGGACGUGGACGUGGACGUGGUCGUGGACGUGGACGCGGACCUGGACGUGGACGUGGUCGUGGACGUGGUCGUGGACGUGGAGGACGUGGUCGUGGACGUGAACGUGGACGUGGUCGUGGUCGUCGACGUGGUCGUAGAUGUGGACGUGGUCGUCCACGACGUGGACGUGGACAUGGACGUGGACAUGGACGUGGUCGUGGACGUGGAUGUGGACGUGGAUGUGGACGUGGACGUGGACAUGGUCGUGGAUGUGGACGUGGACGUGGACGUAGACGUGGUCGUGGACUUGGACGUGGACGUGGACGUGGACCUGGACGUGGACAUGGACGUGGUCGUGGACAGGGACGUGGUCGUGGAGGACGUGGACGUGGAUGUGGACGUGGAAGUGGACGUGGACGUGGACAUGGUCGUGGAUGUGGACGUGGACGUGGACGUGGACGUGGUCGUGGACGUGGUCGUGGACGUGGACGUGGACGUGGACGUGGACUUGGACGUGGACGUGGACGAGGACGUGGACGUGGUCGUGGACGUGGAGGACUUGGACGUGGACAUGGAUGUGGACGUGGACGUGGACGUGGACCUAGAGGUGGUCGUGGACGUGGACGUGGUCGUGGACGUGGACGUGGACCUGGACGUGGACGUGGACCUGGACGUGGACGUGGACGUGGACGUGGAUGUGGACGUGGUCGACGUGGAAGUGGAUGUGGAUGUGGACGUGGACGUGGUUGUGGACGUGGACGUGGACGUUGACGUGGACGUGGACGUGGUUGUGGACAUGGAGGACUUGGACUUGGACGUGGACGUGAACAUGGAUGUGGACGUGGACGUGGACGUGGACGUGAACAUGGACGUGGACGUGGACGUGAACAUGGACGUGGACGUGGACGUGAACAUGGACGUGGACGUGGACGUGGACGUGAACAUGGACGUGAACAUGGACGUGGACGUGGACGUGGACGUGGACUUGGACGUGGACGUGGACCUGGACGUGGACGUGGACGUGGACGUGGACCUGGACUUGGACCUGGACUUGGACGUGGACGUGGACGUGGACAUGGACGUGGACGUGGACGUGGACGUGGACAUGGACGUGGACAUGGACGUAGACGAGGACGUGGAUGUGGACGUGAUCGUGGACGUGGACGUUGACGUUGACGUGGACGUGGACGUGGAGGACUUGGACGUGGACAUGGACGUUGACGUGGACGUGGACGUGGACGUGGACGUGGACAUGGUCGUGGACGUGGACGUGGAUAUGGACAUGGACGUGGACGUGGACGUGGACGUGGACAUGGACGUGGACGUGGACGUGGACGUGGAGGUGGACGUGGAGGUGGACGUGGACGUGGACGUGGACGUGGACGUGGACGUGGACGUGGACGUGGACGUGGACAUGGACGUGGACGUGGACGUGGACGUGGACGUGGUCGUGGACGUGGACGUGGACGUGGACGUGGUCGUGGACGUGGACGUGGACGUGGACGUGAACAUGGACGUGGACAUGGUUGUGGACGUGGACGUGAACGUGGACGUGGUGGUGGACGUGGAGGACUUGGACAUGGACAUGGACGUGGACGUGGACGUGGACGUGGACAUGGACGUGGACGUGGACGUGGACGUGGACGUGGACGUGGACGUGGACAUGGACGUGGUCGUGGACGUGGACGUGGACGUGGACGUGGACAUGGACGUGGACGUGGACGUGGACGUGGACGUGAACAUGGACGUGGACGUGGACGUGGAGGUGGAGGACGUGGACGUGGACGUGGACGUGGACUUGAACGUGGACGUGGACGUGGACCUGGACGUGGACGUGGACGUGGACGUGGACGUGGACGUGGACCUGGACUUGGACGUGGACGUGGACGUGGACUUGGACGUGGACGUGGACGUGGUCGUGGACGUGGACGCGGACCUUGACGUGGACGUGGUCGUGGACGUGGUCGUGGACGUGGAGGACGUGGUCGUGGACGUGGACGUGGUCGUGGUCGUGGACGUGGUCGUAGAUGUGGACGUGGUCGUCCACGACGUGGACGUGGACAUGGACGUGGACAUGGACGUGGUCGUGGACGUGGAGGACUUGGACGUGGACGUGGAUGUGGACGUGGACCUGGACGUGGACGUGGACGUGGUCGUGGACGGGGACGUGGUCGUGGAGGACGUGGACGUGGAUGUGGACGUGGAAGUGGACGUGGACGUGGACGUGGUCGUGGAUGUGGACGUGGACGUGGACGUGGUCGUGGACGUGGUCGUGGACGUGGACGUGGACGUGGACUUGGACGUGGAUGUGGACGUGGACGUGGUCGUGGACGUGGAGGACUUGGACGUGGACAUGGACGUGGACGUGGACGUGGACGUGGACCUGGAGGUGGUCGUGGACGUGGUCGUGGACGUGGACGUGGACCUGGACGUGGACGUGGACCUGGACGUGGACGUGGACGUGGACCUGGACUUGGACGUGGAUGUGGAUGUGGACGUGGUCGACGUGGAAGUGGAUGUGGAUGUGGACGUGGACGUGGUUGUGGACGUGGGCGUGGACGUUGACGUGGACGUGGACGUGGUUGUGGACGUAGACGUGAACAUGGACGUGGACGUGGACGUGGACGUGGACGUGAACAUGGACGUGGACGUGGACGUGGACGUGAACAUGGACGUGGACGUGGACGUGAACAUGGACGUGGACGUGGACGUGGACGUGGACGUGAACAUGGACGUGAACAUGGACGUGGACGUGGACUUGGACGUGGACGUGGACGUGGACCUGGACGUGGACGUGGACGUGGACGUGGACCUGGACCUGGACUUGGACGUGGACGUGGACGUGGAGGACUUGGACGUGGACGUGGACGUGGAGGUGGACGUGGACGUGGACGUGGAUAUAGACAUGGACAUGGACGUGGACGUGGACGUGGACGUGGACAUGGACGUGGACGUGGACGUGGACAUGGACGUGGACAUCGACGUGGACAAGGACAUGGACGUGGACAUGGACGUGGACGUGGACGUGGAUGUGGACAUGAUCGUGGACGUGGACGUUGACGUGGACGUGGACGUGGUCGUGGACGUGGAGGACUUGGACGUGGACAUCGACGUUGACGUGGACGUGGACGUGGACGUGGACGUGGACAUGGUCGUGGACGUGGACGUGGACGUGGACAUGGACAUGGACGUGGACGUGGACGUGGACGUGGACAUGGACGUGGACGUGGACGUGGACGUGGACAUGGUCGUGGACGUGGACGUGGACAUGGACGUGGACAUGGACGUGGACGUGGACGUGGACGUGGACAUGGACGUGGACGUGGACGUGGACGUGGACAUGGAGGUGGACGUGGACGUGGACAUGGAGGUGGACGUGGACGUGGACGUGGACGUGGACAUGGACGUGGACGUGGACGUGGACGUGGACAUAGACGUGGACGUGGACGUGGAUAUGGACGUGGACGUGGACGUGGUCGUGGACGUGGACAUGGACGUGGACGUGGACGAGGACAUGGACGUGGACGUGGACGUGGACGUGGACGUGGACGUGGACAUGGACGUGGACGUCGACGUGGACGAGGACGUGGACGUGGACGUAGACGAGGACAUGGACGUGGACGUGGACGUGGACAUGGACGUGGACAUGGACGUGGACGUGGACGUGGAUGUGGACGUGAUCGUGGACGUGGACGUUGACGUGGACGUGGACGUGGACGUGGUGAUGGACGUGGAGGACUUGGACGUGGACAUGGACGUUGAUGUGGACGUGGACGUGGACAUGGACAUGGACCUGGACGUGGACGUGGACGUGGACGUGGACGUGGACGUGGACAUGGUCGUGGACGUGGACGUGGACUUGGACGUGGACGUGGACGUGGACGUGGACGUGGACGUGGACGUGGACAUGGACGUGGACGUGGAUGUGGACAUGGACGUGGACGUAGACGUAAAUAUGGACGUGGACGUGGACGUGGAUAUGGACGUGGACGUGGACGUGGUCGUGGACGUGGACAUGGACGUGGACGUGGACGUGGACGUGGACGUGGACGUGGACAUGGACGUGGACGUGGACAUGGACGUGGACGUCGACGUGGACGUGGACGUGGACAUGGACGUGGACGUGGACGUGGACGUGGACAUGGAUGUGGAGGUGGACGUGGACGUGGACGUGGACGUGGACAUGGACGUGGACGUGGACGUGGAUAUGGACGUGGACGUGGACAUGGUCGUGGACGUGGACGUGGACGUGGACGUGGACGAAGACAUGGACGUGGACGUGGACGUGGACGUGGACGUGGACAUGGACGUGGACGUGGACGUGGACGAGGACGUGGACGUGGACGUGGACGAGGACAUGGACGUGGACGUGGACGUGGACAUGGACGUGGACAUGGACGUGGACGUGGACGUGGAUGUGGACGUGAUCGUGGACGUGGACGUUGACGUGGACGUGGACGUGGUCAUGGACGUGGAGGACUUGGACGUGGAGAUGGACGUUGAUGUGGACGUGGACGUGGACGUGGACAUGGACAUGGACUUGGACGUGGACGUGGACGUGGACAUGGACAUGGACGUGGACGUGGACGUGGACGUGGACAUGGUCGUGGACGUGGACGUGGACUUGGACAUGGACGUGGACGUGGACGUGGACGUGGACGUGGACAUGGACAUGGACGUGGACAUGGACGUGGACGUGGAUGUGGACAUGGACGUGGACGUAGACGUAAAUAUGGACGUGGACGUGGACGUGGAUAUGGACGUGGACGUGGACGUGGUCGUGGACGUGGACAUGGACGUGGACGUGGACGUGGACGUGGACGUGGACAUGGACGUGGACGUGGACGUGGACAUGGACGUGGACGUCGACGUGGACGUGGACGUGGACAUGGACGUGGACGUGGACGUGGACAUGGAUGUGGAGGUGGACGUGGACGUGGACAUGGACGUGGACAUGGACGUGGACGUGGACGUGGAUAUGGACGUGGACGUGGACAUGGUCGUGGACGUGGACGUGAACGUGGACGUGGACGAGGACAUGGACGUGGACGUGGACGUGGACGUGGACGUGGACAUGGACGUGGACGUGGACGAGGACGUGGACGUGGACGAGGACAUGGACGUGGACGUGGACGUGGACAUGGACGUGGACAUGGACGUGGACGUGGAUGUGGACGUGAUCGUGGACGUGGACGUUGACGUGGACGUGGAAGUGGUCAUGGACGUGGAGGACUUAGACGUGGACAUGGACGUUGAUGUGGACGUGGACGUGGACGUGGACAUGGACAUGGACCUGGACGUGGACGUGGACGUGGACAUGGACAUGGACGUGGACGUGGACGUGGACGUGGACAUGGUCGUGGACGUGGACGUGGACUUGGACAUGGACGUGGACGUGGACGUGGACGUGGACAUGGACGUGGACGUGGACGUGGACGUGGACGUGGACAUGGACGUGGACGUGGACGUGGACGUGGACGUGGACGUGGACAUGGACGUGGACGUGGACGUGGACGUGGACGUGGACGUGGACGUGGACGUGGACGUGGACGAGGACAUGGACGUGGACGUGGACGUGGACGUGGACGUGGACAUGGACGUGGACGUGGACGUGGACGAGGACGUGGACGUGAACGUGGACGAGGACAUGGACGUGGACGUGGACGUGGACGUGGACGUGGACGUGGACGUGGACAUGGACGUGGACGUGGACGUGGAUAUGGACGUGGACGUGGACAUGGUCGUGGACGUGGACGUGGACGUGGACGAGGACAUGGACGUGGACGUGGACGUGGACGUGGACGUGGACGUGGACGUGGACAUGGACGUGGACGUGGACGUGGACGAGGAUGUGGACGUGAUCGUGGACGUGGACGAGGAUGUGGACGUGAUCGUGGACAUGGACGUGGACGUGAACGUGGACAUGGACGUGGACGUGGACAUGGACGUGGACGUGGACGUGGACAUGGUCGUGGAUGUGGACGUGGACGUGAACAUGGACGUGGAAGUGGACGUGGACGUGGACAUGGUCGUGGACGUGGACGUGGACGAGGACGUGGACGUGGACGUGGACAUGGACGUGGACGUGGACGUGGACGUGGACGAAGACAUGGACGUGGACAUGGACGUGGACGUGGACGUGGACGUGGACGUGAUCGUGGACGUGGACGUUGACGUGGACGUGGACGUGGACGUGGUCGUGGACGUGGAGGACUUGGACGUGGACAUGGACGUUGACGUGGACGUGGACGUGGACGUGGACAUGGUCGUGGACGUGGACGUGGACGUGGACAUGGACGUGGACGUGGACGUGGACAUGGACGUGGACGUGGACGUGGACGUGGACAUGGUCGUGGACGUGGACGUGGACGUGGACGUGGACAUGGACGUGGACGUGGACGUGGACGUGGACGUGGACAUGGAGGUGGACGUGGACAUGGACAUGGAGGUGGACGUGGACGUGGACGUGGACGUGGACGUGGACGUGGAUAUGGACGUGGACGUGGACGUGGUCGUGGACGUGGACGUAGACGUGGACGUGGACGAGGACAUGGACGUAGACGUGGACGUGGACGUGGACAUGGACGUGGACGUCGACGUGGACGAGGACGUGGACGUGGACGUGGACGAGGACAUGGACGUGGACGUGGACGUGGACGUGGACGUGGACAUGGACGUGGACAUGGACGUGGACGUGGACGUGGAUGUGGACGUGAUCGUGGACGUGGACGUUGACGUGGACGUGGACGUGGUGAUGGGUGUGGAGGACUUGGACGUGGACAUGGACGUUGAUAUGGACGUGGACGUGGACGUGGACAUGGACAUGGACCUGGACGUGGACGUGGACGUGGACGUGGACGUGGACGUGGACAUGGUCGUGGACGUGGACGUGGACGUGGACGUGGACGUGGACGUGGACGCGGACGUGGACGUGGACAUGGACGUGGACGUGGACGUGGACGUAGACGUGGAUAUGGACGUGGACGUGGACAUGGACGUGGACGUGGACGUGGACGUGGACGUGGUCGUGGACGUGGACGUGGACGUGGACGUGGACGUGGACGUGGACGUGGACGUGGACAUGGACGUGGACGUGGACGUGGACAUGGACGUGGACGUCGACGUGGACGUGGACGUGGACGUGGACAUGGACGUGGACGUGGACAUGGACGUGGAGGUGGACGUGGACGUGGACGUGGACAUGGACGUGGACGUGGACGUGGAUAUGGACGUGGACGUGGACAUGGUCGUGGACGUGGACGUGGACGUGGACGUGGACGAGGACAUGGACGUGGACGUGGACGUGGACGUGGACAUGGACGUGGACGUGGACGUGGACGAGAACGUGGACGUGGACGUGGACGAGGACAUGGACGUGGACGUGGACGUGGACGUGGACAUGGACGUGGACAUGGACGUGGACGUGGACGUGGAUGUGGACGUGAUCGUGGACGUGGACGUUGACGAGGACUUGGACGUGGACAUGGACGUUGAUGUGGACGUGGACGUGGACGUGGACAUGGACAUGGACCUGGACGUGGACGUGGACGUGGACAUGGACAUGGACGUGGACGUGGACGUGGACGUGGACAUGGUCGUGGACGUGGACGUGGACUUGGACAUGGACGUGGACGUGGACGUGGACGUGGACGUGGACGUGGACAUAGACGUGGACGUGGACGUGGACGUGGACGUGGACGUGGACGUGGACGUGGACGUGGACAUGGACGUGGACGUGGACGUGGACGUGGUCGUGGACGUGGACAUGGUCGUGGACGUGGACGUGGACGUGGACGUGGACGAGGACAUGGACGUGGACGUGGACGUGGACGUGGACAUGGACGAGGAUGUGGACGUGGACGUGGACGAGGACAUGGACGUGGACGAGGACAUGGACGUGGACGUGGACGUGGACGUGGACGUGGACGUGGAUAUAGACGACAUGGACGUGGACGUGGACGUGGACGUGGACGUGGACCUGGACAUGGACGUGGACGUGGACGUGGACGAGGAUGUGGACGUGAUCGUGGACGUGGACGAAGAUGUGGACGUGAUCGUGGACAUGGACGUGGACGUGAACGUGGACAUGGACGUGGACGUGGACAUGAACGUGGACGUGGACGUGGACAUGGUCGUGGACGUCGACGUGGACGUGAACAUGGACGUGGACGUGGACGUGGACGUGGACGUGAACGUGGUCGUGGACGUGGACGUGGAAGUGGACGUGGACGUGGUCAUGGAUGUGGUCGUAGACGUAGACGUGGUCGUGGACGUGGUCGUAGACGUGGAUGUGGACGUGGACGUGGACGUGGACAUGGACGUGGACGUGGACGUGGACGUGAACAUGGACAUGGACAUGGACGUGGACGUGGACGUGGUCGUGGACGUGGAGGUGGACAUGGACGUGGUCGUGGUCGUGAACGUGGACGUGGACGUGGUCGUGGACGUGGACGUGGACGUGGACGUGGAGGACGUGGACGUGGAGGACGUGGACGUGGACGUGGAGGACGUGGACGUGGACGUGGACGUGGACGUUGACGUGGACGUGGACGUGGUGGUGGACGUGGAGGACUUGGACGUGGACAUGGACGUGGACGUGGACGUGGACGUGGACGUGGACGUGGACGUGGUCGUGGACGUGGACGUAGACGUGGACGUGGACGUGGACGUGGACAUGGACGUGGACGUGGACGUGGACUUGGACAUGGACGUGGACGUGGACGUGGACGUGGACGUGGACAUGGACGUGGACGUCGACGUGGACGAGGACGUGGACGUGGACGUGGACGAGGACAUGGACGUGGACGUGGACGUGGACGUGGACAUGGACGUGGACAUGGACGUGGACGUGGACGUGGAUGUGGACGUGAUCGUGGACGUGGACGUUGACGUGGACGUGGACGUGGUGAUGGACGUGGAGGACUUGGACGUGGACAUGGACGUUGACGUGGACGUGGACGUGGACGUGGACGAGGACAUGGACGUGGACGUGGACGUGGACGUGGACGUGGACAUGGACGUGGACGUGGACGUGGACGAGGAUGUGGACGUGAUCGUGGACGUGGACGAGGAUGUGGACGUGAUCGUGGACAUGGACGUGGACGUGAACGUGGACAUGGACGUGGACGUGGACAUGGACGUGGACGUGGACGUGGACAUGGUCGUGGACGUGGACGUGGACGUGAACAUGGACGUGGAAGUGGACGUGGACGUGGACAUGGUCGUGGACGUGGACGUGGACGUGGACGUGGACGUGGACGUGGACAUGGACGUGGACGUGGACGUGGACGUGGACGUGGACGAAGACAUGGACGUGGACAUGGACGUGGACGAGGACAGGGACGUGGACAUGGACGUGGACGUGGACGUGGAUGUGGACGUGAUCGUGGACGUGGACGUUGACGUGGACGUGGACGUGGACGUGGUCGUGGACGUGGAGGACUUGGACGUGGACAUGGACGUUGACGUGGACGUGGACGUGGACGUGGACGUGGACAUGGUCGUGGACGUGGAUGUGGACGUGGACAUGGACAUGGACGUGGACGUGGACGUGGACAUGGACGUGGACGUGGACGUGGACAUGGUCGUGGACGUGGACGUGGACGUGGACGUGGACAUGGACGUGGACGUGGACGUGGACGUGGACGUGGACAUGGAGGUGGACGUGGACGUGGACAUGGAGGUGGACGUGGACGUGGACGUGGACGUGGACGUGGACGUGGACGUGCACGUGGAUAUGGACGUGGACGUGGACGUGGUCGUGGACGUGGACGUAGACGUGGACGUGGACGAGGACAUGGACGUGGACGUGGACGUGGACGUGGACAUGGACGUGGACGUCGACGUGGACGAGGACGUGGACGUGGACGUGGACGAGGACAUGGACGUGGACGUGGACGUGGACGUGGACGUGGACAUGGACGUGGACAUGGACGUGGACGUGGACGUGGAUGUGGACGUGAUCGUGGACGUGGACGUUGACGUGGACGUGGACGUGGUGAUGGACGUGGAGGACUUGGACGUGGACAUGGACGUUGAUAUGGACGUGGACGUGGACGUGGACAUGGACAUGGACCUGGACGUGGACGUGGACGUGGACGUGGACGUGGACGUGGACAUGGUCGUGGACGUGGACGUGGACGUGGACGUGGACGUGGACGUGGACGCGGACGUGGACGUGGACAUGGACGUGGACGUGGAUGUGGACAUGGACGUGGACGUAGACGUGGAUAUGGACGUGGACGUGGACGUGGAUAUGGACGUGGACGUGGACGUGGUCGUGGACGUGGACGUGGACGUGGACGUGGACGUGGACGUGGACGUGGACAUGGACGUGGACGUGGACGUGGACAUGGACGUGGACGUCGACGUGGACGUGGACGUGGACGUGGACAUGGACGUGGACGUGGACAUGGACGUGGAGGUGGACGUGGACGUGGACGUGGACGUGGACAUGGACGUGGACGUGGACGUGGAUAUGGACGUGGACGUGGACAUGGUCGUGGACGUGGACGUGGACGUGGACGUGGACGAGGACAUGGACGUGGAUGUGGACGUGGACGUGGACGUGGACAUGGACGUGGACGUGGACGUGGACGAGAACGUGGACGUGGACGUGGACGAGGACAUGGACGUGGACGUGGAUGUGGACGUGGACAUGGACGUGGACAUGGACGUGGACGUGGACGUGGAUGUGGACGUGAUCGUGGACGUGGACGUUGACGUGGACGUGGACGUGGUCAUGGACGUGGAGGACUUGGACGUGGACAUGGACGUUGAUGUGGACGUGGACGUGGACGUGGACAUGGACGUGGACCUGGACGUGGACGUGGACGUGGACAUGGACAUGGACGUGGACGUGGACGUGGACAUGGACAUGGUCGUGGACGUGGACGUGGACUUGGACAUGGACGUGGACGUGGACGUGGACGUGGACGUGGACGUGGACAUAGACGUGGACGUGGACGUGGACGUGGACGUGGACGUGGACGUGGACAUGGACGUGGACGUGGACGUGGACGUGGUCGUGGACAUGGUCGUGGACGUGGACGUGGACGUGGACGUGGACGAGGACAUGGACGUGGACGUGGACGUGGACGUGGACAUGGACGAGGAUGUGGACGUGGACGUGGACGAGGACAUGGACGUGGACGAGGACAUGGACGUGGACGUGGACGUGGACGUGGACGUGGAUAUAGACGUGGACGUGGACAUGGACGUGGACGUGGACAUGGUCGUGGACGUGGACGUGGACGUGGACGUGGACGAGGACAUGGACGUGGACGUGGACGUGGACGUGGACGUGGACAUGGACGUGGACGUGGACGUGGACGAGGAUGUGGACGUGAUCGUGGACGUGGACGAGGAUGUGGACGUGAUCGUGGACAUGGACGUGGACGUGAACGUGGACAUGGACGUGGACGUGGACAUGGACGUGGACGUGGACGUGGACAUGGUCGUGGACGUCGACGUGGACGUGAACAUGGACGUGGACGUGGACGUGGACGUGGACGUGAACGUGGUCGUGGACGUGGACGUGGAAGUGGACGUGGACGUGGACGUGGUCAUGGAUGUGGUCGUAGACGUAGACGUGGUCGUGGACGUGGUCGUAGACGUGGAUGUGGACGUGGACGUGGACGUGGACAUGGACGUGGACGUGGACGUAGACGUGAACAUGGACAUGGACAUGGACGUGGACGUGGACGUGGUCGUGGACGUGGAGGUGGACAUGGACGUGGUCGUGGUCGUGAACGUGGACGUGGACGUGGUCGUGGACGUGGACGUGGACGUGGACGUGGAGGACGUGGACGUGGAGGACGUGGACGUGGACGUGGAGGACGUGGACGUGGACGUGGACGUGGACGUUGAUGUGGACGUGGACGUAGACGUGGUGGUGGACGUGGAGGACUUGGACGUGGACAUGGACGUGGACGUGGACGUGGACGUGGACGUGGACGUGGACGUGGUCGUGGACGUGGACGUAGACGUGGACGUGGACGUGGACGUGGACGUGGACUUGGACGUGGACGUGGACGUGGACGUGGACGUGGACGUGGACGUGGACGUGGACGUGGACAUGGACGUGGUCGUGGACGUGGACGUGGACGUGGUCGUGGACGUGGACGUGGACGUGGACGUGGACGUGAACCUGGACGUGGACGUGGAUGUGGACGUGGAGGACGUGGACGUGGACGUGGACGUGGACUUGGACGUGGACGUGGACGUGGACCUGGACGUGGACGUGGACGUGGACCUGGACCUGGACUUGGACGUGGACGUGGACGUGGACUUGGACGUGGACGUGGACGUGGUCGUGGACGUGGUCAUGGACGUGGAGGACUUGGACGUGGACGUGGACGUGGUCAUGGACGUGGACGUGGACCUGGACGUGGACGUGGUCGUGGACGUGGUCGUUGUCGUGGACGUGGAGGACGUGGUCGUGGACGUGGACGUGGACGUGGACGUGGUCGUGGUCGUGGACGUGGUCGUAGACGUGGACGUGGUCGUAGACGUGGACGUGGUCGUGGACGUGGACAUGGACGUGGUCGUGGACGUGGAGGACUUGGACGUGGAUGUGGAUGUGGACGUGGACCUGGACGUGGACGUGGACGUGGACGUGGUCGUGGAUGGGGACGUGGUCGUGGAGGACGUGGACGUGGAUGUGGACGUGGACGUGGACGUGGACGUGGACGUGGUCGUGGAUGUGGACGUGGACUUGGACGUGGUCGUGGACGUGGACGUGGUCGUGGACGUGGACGUGGACGUGGACGUGGACUUGGACGUGGACGUGGACGUGGACGUGGACGUGGUCGUGGACGUGGAGGACUUGGACGUGGACAUGGACGUGGACGUGGACGUGGACGUGGACCUGGAGGUGGUCGUGGACGUGGACGUGGUCGUGGACGUGGACGUGGACCUGGACGUGGACGUGGACCUGGACGUGGACGUGGACGUGGACCUGGACUUGGACGUGGACGUGGAUGACGUGGACGUGGACGUGGAGGACGUGGAGGUGGAUGUGGAUGUGGACGUGGACGUGGUCGUGGACGUGGACGUUGACGUGGACGUGGACGUGGACGUGGUUGUGGACAUGGAGGACUUGGACUUGGACGUGGAGGACUUGGACGUGGACGUCGAGGACAUGGUCGUGGACGUGGUCAUGGACGUGAACGUGGAGGUGGACGUGGACGUGGUGGAGGACGUGGACGUGGACGUGGAGGACUUUGACGUGGACGUGGACGUGGACGUGGACGCGGACGUGGUCGUGGACGUGGACGCGGACGUGGACCUGGACUUGGACGUGGACGUAGACGUGGUCGUCCACGACGUGGACUUGGACGUGGACGUGGACGUGGUCGUGGACGUGGAGGACUUGGACGUGGACGUGGAUGUGGACGUGGACGUGGUCGUGGACAUGGACGUGGACGUGGUCGUCACCGUGGACUUGGACUUGGUCGUGGUCGUGGACGUGGACGUGGACGUGGAUAUGAUCGUGGACGUGGAGGACGUAGACGCGGACGUGGACGUGGGCGUGGACGUGGACCUGGACGUGGACGUGGUCAUGGAGGACGUGGACGUGGACGUGAACAUGGACGAGGACGUGGUCGUGGACGUGGUCGUGGACGUGGACGUGGACGUGGACGUGGACGUGGACGUGGACGUCGUCGUGGACAUGGACGUGGAUGUGGACGUGGACGUGGACGUGGACUUGGACGUGGACGUGGACGUGGACUUGGACGUGGACGUGGACGUGGACGUGGAAUUGGACGUGGACGUGGACGUGGACGUGGACUUGGACGUGGAUGUGGACGUGGUCGUCGACGUGGACGUGGUCGUGGACGUGGACGUGGACGUGGACGUGGACGUGGACGUGGACGUGGACGUGGUCGUGGACGUGGACGUGGACGUGGACGUGGACAUGGACGUGGAUGUGGAGGACGUGGACGUGGACGUGGACGUGGAGGACGUGGACGUGGAGGACGUGGACGUGGACGUGGACGUGGACGUGGACGUGGAGGACGUGGACGUGGAGGACGUGGACGUGGACGUGGAGGACGUGGACGUGGACGUGGACGUGGACGUUGACGUGGACGUGGACGUGGUGGUGGACGUGGAGGACUUGGACGUGGACAUGGACGUGGAUGUGGACGUGGACGUGGACGUGGACGUGGACGUGGACGUGGUCGUGGACGUGGACGUGGACGUGGACGUGGACGUGGACGUGGACUUGGACGUGGACAUGGACAUGGACGUGGACGUGGACGUGGACGUGGACAUGGACGUGGACAUGGACGUGGACGAGGACAUGGACGUGGACGUGGACGUGGACGUGGACGUGGACGUGGACGUGGACGUAGACGUGGACGUGGACGUGGACGUGGACAUGGACGUGGACGUGGACGUGGACUUGGACAUGGACGUGGACGUGGACGUGGACAUGGUCGUGGACGUGGACGUGGACGUGGACGUGGACAUGGUCGAGGACGUGGACGUGGACGUGGACAUGGACGUGGACGUGGACGUGGACGUGGACGUGAACAUGGACGUGGACGUGGACGUGGACGUGGACGUGGACGUGGACGUGAACAUGGACGUGGACGUGGACGUGGACGUGGACGUGGACGUGGACGUGGACUUGGACGUGGACGUGGACGUGGACCUGGACGUGGACGUGGACGUGGACCUGGACCUGGACUUGGACGUGGACGUGGACGUGGACUUGGACGUGGACGUGGACGUGGUCGUGGACGUGGUCAUGGACGUGGAGGACUUGGACGUGGACGUGGACGUGGUCGUGGACGUGGACGUGGACCUGGACGUGGACGUGGUCGUGGACGUGGUCGUUGUCGUGGACGUGGAGGACGUGGUCGUGGACGUGGACGUGGACGUGGUCGUGGUCGUGGACGUGGUCGUAGACGUGGACGUGGUCGUAGACGUGGACGUGGUCGUGGACGUGGACAUGGACGUGGUCGUGGACGUGGAGGACUUGGACGUGGAUGUGGAUGUGGACGUGGACCUGGACGUGGACGUGGACGUGGACGUGGUCGUGGAUGGGGACGUGGUCGUGGAGGACGUGGACGUGGAUGUGGACGUGGACGUGGAUGUGGACGUGGACGUGGUCGUGGAUGUGGACGUGGACUUGGACGUGGUCGUGGACGUGGACGUGGUCGUGGACGUGGACGUGGACGUGGACGUGGACUUGGACGUGGACGUGGACGUGGUCGUGGACGUGGAGGACUUGGACGUGGACAUGGACGUGGACGUGGACGUGGACGUGGACCUGGAGGUGGUCGUGGACGUGGACGUGGUCGUGGACGUGGACGUGGACCUGGACGUGGACGUGGACCUGGACGUGGACGUGGACGUGGACCUGGACUUGGACGUGGACGUGGAUGACGUGGACGUGGACGUGGAGGACGUGGAGGUGGAUGUGGAUGUGGACGUGGACGUGGUCGUGGACGUGGACGUGGACGUUGACGUGGACGUGGACGUGGACGUGGUUGUGGACAUGGAGGACUUGGACUUGGACGAGGAGGACUUGGACGUGGACGUCGAGGACAUGGUCGUGGACGUGGUCAUGGACGUGAAUGUGGACGUGGACGUGGUGGAGGACGUGGACGUGGACGUGGAGGACUUUGACGUGGACGUGGACGUGGACGUGGACGCGGACGUGGUCAUGGACGUGGACGCGGACGUGGACCUGGACUUGGACGUGGACGUAGACGUGGUCGUCCACGACGUGGACUUGGACGUGGACGUGGACGUGGUCGUGGACGUGGAGGACUUGGACGUGGACGUGGACGUGGAUGUGGACGUCGACGUGGUCGUGGACAUGGACGUGGACGUGGUCGCCACCGUGGACUUGGACUUGGUCGUGGUCGUGGACGUGGACGUGGACGUGGACGUGGACAUGAUCAUGGACGUGGAGGACGUAGACGCGGACGUGGACGUGGGCGUGGACGUGGACCUGGACGUGGACGUGGUCAUGGAGGACGUGGACGUGGACGUAAACAUGGACGAGGACGUGGUCGUGGACAUGGAGGACUUGGAGGUGGACGUGGACGUGGACAUGGUCGUGGACGUGGACGUGAUCGUGGACGUGGACGUGAAAUUGGACGUGGACGUGGACGUGGACGUGGACGUCGUCGUGGACAUGGACGUGGAUGUGGACGUGGACGUGGACGUGGACUUGGACGUGGACGUGGACGUGGACGUGGACUUGGACGUGGACGUGGACGUGGACGUGGAAUUCGACGUGGACGUGGACGUGGACGUGGACUUGGACGUGGAUGUGGACGUGGUCGUCGACGUGGACGUGGUCGUGGACGUGGACGUAAACGUGGACGUGGUCGUGGACGUGGACGUGGACGUGGACGUGGUCGUGGACGUGGACGUGGACGUGGACGUGGACAUGGACGUGGAUGUGGAGGACGUGGACGUGGACGUGGACGUGGAGGACGUGGACGUGGAGGACGUGGAUGUGGACGUGGACGUGGACGUGGAGGACGUGGACGUGGAGGACGUGGACGUGGACGUGGAGGACGUGGACGUGGACGUGGACGUUAACGUGGACGUGGACGUGGUCGUGGACGUGGAGGACUUGGACGUGGACAUGGACGUGGACGUGGACGUGGUCGUGGACGUAGACGUGGACGUGGACGAGGUCGUGGUCGUGGACGUGGUCGUAGACGUGGACGUGGUCGUCCACGACGUGGACUUGGAUGUGGACGUGGAUGUGGACGUGGUCGUGGACGUGGAGGACUUGGACGUGGACGUGGACGUGGACGUGGACAUGGUCGUGGACGUGGACGUGGACGUCGACGUGGUCCUUGAGGACGUGGACGUGGUCGUGGAGGACGUGGACGUGGACGUGGACGUGGACGUGGAGGACUUGGACGUGGACGGGGACGUGGACCUGGUCGUGGACGUGGACGUGGUCGUGGACGUGGACGUGGUCACGGACGUGGACGUGGACGUGGACGUGAACUUGGACGUGGACGUGAACCUGGAUGUGGACAUGGACGUGGACGUGGACGUGGACGUGGUUGUGGACGUGGACGUGGACGUGGUCGUGGACGUGGACGUGGACGUGGACGUGGUCGUGGACGUGGACGUGGACCUGGACGUGAUCGUGGACGUGGACGUGGACAUGGAGGACGUGGACGUGGAGGACGUGGACGUGGAGGACGUGGACGUCGACGUGAUCGUGGACGUGGACGUAGACGUGGACGUGGACGUGGUCGUGGAUGUGGAGGACUUGGACGUGGACGUAGAGGAAUUGGACGUGGACGUGGAGGAAUUGGACGUGGACGUCGACGUGGUCGUGGACGUGUUCAUGGACGUGGACCUGGACGUGGACGUGGACGUGGACGUGGUGGAGGACGUUGACGUGGACCUGGACGUGGACGUGGAGGACGUGGACGUGGAGGACGUGGACGUGGACGUGGAGGACGUGGACGUGGAUGUGGACGUGGACGUGGACGUGGACGUGGUCGUGGACGUCGACGUGGUCGUGGAGGACGUGGACGUGGACGUGGACGUGGAGGACUUGGACCUGGACGUGGAGGACGUGGACGUGGACGUGGACGUGGACUUGGACGUGGACCUGGACGUGGACCUGGACGUGGACGUGGACGUGGACGUGGACCUGGACCUGGACUUGGACGUGGACGUGGACCUAGACGUGAUCGUGGACGUGGACGUGGACGUCGAUGUGGACGUGGACGUUGAUGUGGUCGUGGACGUGGUCGUGGUCGUGGACGUGGUCGUGGUCUUGGAGGUGGACGUGGUCGUGGACGUGGACGUGGACGUGGACGUCGUCGUGAACGUAGAGGACUUGGACGUGGACGGGGGCGUGGUCGUGGACGCGGACCUGGACGUGGACGUGGACGUGGUCGUGGAUGUAGUCGUGGUCGUGGACGUGGAGGACGUGGUCGUGGACGUGGACGUGGACAUGGACGUGGACGUGGUCGUGGUCGUGGACGUGGUCGGAGACGUGGACGUGGUCGUCCACGACGUGGACGUGGACGUGGACAUGGACGUGGUCGUGGACGUGGAGGACUUAGACGUGGACGUGGAUGUGGACGUGGACCUGGACGUGGACGUGGACGUGGACGUGGUCGUGGACGUGGAUGUGGUCGUGGAGGACGUGGACGUGGACGUGGACGUGGACGUGGUCGUGGACGUGGACGUGGUCGUGGACGUGGACGUGGACCUGGACGUGGUCGUGGACGUGGACAUGGUCGUGGACGUGGACGUGGACGUGGUCGUGGACGUGGACGUGGUCGUCGAUGUGGACGUGGACGUGGACGUGGACGUGGACGUGGUUGUGGACGUGGACGUGGUCGUGGACGUGAAGGACUUGGACGUGGACAUGGACGUGGACCUCGACGUGGACGUGGACCUGGAGGUGGUCGUGGACGUGGACGUGGUCGUGGACGUGGACGUGGACCUGGACGUGGACAUGGACGUGGACGUGGACGUGGACAUGGACGUUUUGGACGUGGACGUCGACGUGGUCGUGGACGUGUUCAUGGACGUGGACCUGGACGUGGACGUGGACGUGGACGUGGACGUGGUGGAGGACGUUGACGUGGACCUGGACGUGGACGUGGAGAACGUGGACGUGGAGGACGUGGACGUGGACGUGGAGGACGUGGACGUGGAUGUGGACAUGGACGUGGACGUGGACAUGGUCGUGGACGUCGACGUGGUCGUGGAGGACGUGGACGUGGACGUGGACGUGGAGGACUUGGACCUGGACGUGGAGGACGUGCACGUGGACGUGGACGUGGACGUGGACUUGGACGUGGACCUGGACGUGGACCUGGACGUGGACGUGGACGUGGACGUGGACUUGGACCUGGACUUGGACGUGGACGUGGACCUAGACGUGAUCGUGGACGUGGACGUGGACGUGGAUGUGGACGUGGACGUUGAUGUGGUCGUGGACGUGGUCGUGGUCGUGGACGUGGUCGUGGUCUUGGAGGUGGACGUGGUCGUGGACGUGGACGUGGACGUGGACGUCGUCGUGAACGUGGAGGACUUGGACGUGGACGGGGGCGUGGUCGUGGACGCGGACCUGGACGUGGACGUGGACGUGGUCGUGGACGUAGUCGUGGUCGUGGACGUGGAGGACGUGGUCGUGGACGUGGACGUGGACAUGGACGUGGACAUGGUCGUGGUCGUGGACGUGGUCGGAGAUGUGGACGUGGUUGUCCACGACGUGGACGUAGACGUGGACAUGGACGUGGUCGUGGACGUGGAGGACUUAGACGUGGACGUGGAUGUGGACGUGGACCUGGACGUGGACGUGGACGUGGUCGUGGACGUGGAUGUGGUCGUGGAGGACGUGGACGUGGACGUGGACGUGGACGUGGUCGUGGACGUGGACGUGGUCGUGGACGUGGACGUGGACGUGGACGUGGACGUGGUCGUGGACGUGGACGUGGUCGUGGACGUGGACGUGGACGUGGUCGUGGACGUGGACGUGGUCGUGGACGUGGACGUGGACGUGGACGUGGACGUGGACGUGGUCGUGGACGUGGAGGACUUGGACGUGGUCAUGGACAUGGACGUGGACGUGGACGUGGACGUGGACAUGGAGGUGGUCGUGGACGUGGACGUGGUCGUGGACGUGGACCUGGACGUGGACGUGGACCUGGACAUGGACACGCGGACGGGGGCGGACGUGGACGCGUUCGUGGGGGCGGACGUGGACGCGGUCGUUGACGCGGACGCUGAUGCGGUCGCGGACGUGGACGCGGACGUGGACGCGGUCAUGGACGCGGACGUGGACGUCGACGUGGUCGUAGACGCGGACGUGGACGUGGACGCGGACGUGGACGUGGACGUGGACGUGGUCGUGGUCGACGACGUGGACGUGGUCGUGGUCGUGGUCGACGACGUGGACGUGGUCGUGGACGUGGAGGACGUGGACGUGGUCGUGGACGUGGACGUGGACGUGGACAUGGUCGUGGACGUGGACGUGGACGUGGACGUGGACGUGGACGUGGACGUGGACGUGGACGUGGUCGUGGACGUGGACGUGGACGUGGAAGUGGACGUGGACAUGGACGUGGACGUGGUCGUGGACGUGGUCGUGGACGUGGACGUGGACGUGGACGUGGACGUGGACGUGGACAUGGACGUGGACGUGGACGUGGACGUGGACGUGGCAGGGACGUGGACGGACGUGGACGUGGACGUGGACGUGGACGUGGUCGUGGACGUGGACGUGGACGUGGACGUGGUCGUGGAGGACGUGGACGUGGUCGUGGAGGACGUGGACGUCGACGUGGAGGACGUGGAUGUGGACAUGGACGUAGACGUGGACGUGGACAUGGUCGUGGGCAUGGAGGACUUGGACAUGGACGUGGACAUGGACGUGGACGUGGACGUGGAGGACGUGGACGUGGAGGACGUGGACGUGGACGUGGAGGACGUGGACGUGGACGUAGACGUGGACGUGGACGUGGUCGUGGACAUGGAGGAUUUGGACGUGGACGUGGACGUGGACGUGGACGUGGUUGUGGACGUGGAGGACGUGGACGUGGACGUGGACGUGGUCGUGGACGUGGACGUGGACGUGGUUGUGGACGUGGACGUGGACGUGGACGUGGACUUGGACGUGGACGUGGACGUCGACGUGGUCGUGGACGUGGAGGACUUGGACGUGGACAUGGACGUGGACGUGGAGGUGGACGUGGAGGUGGUCGUGGACGUGGACGUGGUCGUGGACGUGGACAUGGACCUGGACGUGGACGUGGACGUGGACGUGGACCUGGACGUGGUCGUGGACGUGGACCUGGACUUGGACGUGGACAUGGACGACGUGGACGUGGUCGUGGAGGACGUGUACUUUGACGUGGAGGACGUGGAUGUGGACAUGGACGUAGACGUGGACGUGGACAUGGUCGUGGGCAUGGAGGACUUGGACAUGGACGUGGACGUGGAGGACGUGGACGUGGAGGACGUGGACGUGGACAUGGAGGACGUGGACGUGGACGUAGACGUGGACGUGGACGUGGUCGUGGACAUGGAGGAUUUGGACGUGGACGUGGACGUGGACGUGGACGUGGACGUGGUCGUGGACGUGGACGUGGAGGACGUGGACGUGGACGUGGACGUGGUCGUGGACGUGGACGUGGUCGUGGACGUGGACGUGGACGUGGACGUGGACUUGGACGUGGACGUGGACGUGGUCGUGGACGUGGAGGACUUGGACGUGGACAUGGACGUGGACGUGGAGGUGGACGUGGAGGUGGUCGUGGACGUGGACGUGGUCGUGGACGUGGACAUGGACCUGGACGUGGACGUGGACGUGGACGUGGACCUUGACGUGGUCGUGGACGUGGACCUGGACUUGGACGUGGACGUGGAUGUGGACGUGGACUUGGACGUGGACGUGGAGGACAUGGACGUGGACGUGGUCGUGGACGUGGUCAUGGACGUGGACGUGGACGUGCACGUGGACGUGGUGGAGGACGUGGACUGA
Molecule: messenger RNA, 30891 nt
Organism: Closterium sp. NIES-65
Lineage: Eukaryota; Viridiplantae; Streptophyta; Zygnematophyceae; Desmidiales; Closteriaceae
Source: the annotation of a GenBank genome assembly